AUGAGCGCUGAUGAGAUGUAUCCAUCCUUUAAUCCAGGACCGACAAAACCCGAUGGAAGUAUGAAUUUCGAAUGUCAUUGCGUGGGACAUCUUGUUGCUAGUCCUUGUGGAUACGAAUUUAGAAACGUGAUAAAUAAAGCAAUGACAAGUCUUGUUGGAUACGCGCGUCGAUGUGCUUCUCAAUUUGCCAGUGUCAGCGAGAAGGCCAAAUACGUCCCUAGAAGAUCACUACUUUAUGUGCCGGCGAGCAGUGAGAAAAUGCUUAAUAAAGUACCGUUAAUGAAGUCGGAUUGUGUGGUGCUCGAGCUAGAAGACGGUGUGGCGCUAACUUCGAAAGCGGUCGCUCGCUCUAAUGCUGUGAAAACGCUCAAUCAACUUCAAGCAUGUUAUCGUGCUUUGAGCUCGGAACUAAGUAAAGCCGAAGUUCUUCCAGCAGCUUUUAUGAUUCCCAAAGUCGACACUCCCGAAGAUGUGGCUACGAUUUAUGAUCUUUUUCGGACGACUUUUGGAGCUAAUCGUAUCACAGACUCGCCUACAAGACUUGUGAUAUGGAUAGAGUCAGCGAGAGCCCUAUUGGACAUGCCUAGAAUUGUUUCUUCUGUCAUCAAUCUUCAUCGAAAUUCUGGAUUCUUCAAGUUAGACGCUGUGGUGUUUGGUUCAGAUGAUUUCUGUGCGGACAUUGGGGCAAUCCGAACCGCCGAGGGCCUUGAAAACAUUUACGCUCGUCAAAGAUUCGUCACCGUAUGCAAGGCUUUUCAAUUACAGGCAAUAGAUUCCGUGUACAUCGAUCUCAAAGAUGAAGAAGGUUUACGCGAAUCUUGUUUGCAAGGACAUAGCUGGGGCUUCACUGGGAAACAAGCUAUUCAUCCUUCCCAAGUUCCCAUUAUUCAAGACUCUUAUAAGCCGUCCGCGGAAAGAGUUGAAUGGGCAAAAUCCCUGGCCGAUGCUUUCUCCAUGCAUCAACAAGGGGGAACUGGUGCUUUUUCUUUCCGUGGUCAGAUGAUCGACCGGCCCCUUCUCCUUCAAGCAAUGAAUGUACUCCAAAUGCAAGAAAGGAUCAUGGGCGGUGGAUUG
Molecule: messenger RNA, 1074 nt
Organism: Mesorhabditis belari
Lineage: Eukaryota; Metazoa; Nematoda; Chromadorea; Rhabditida; Rhabditidae
Source: the annotation of a GenBank genome assembly